AUGGAGUUCAAAGGAAAAAUUCUUCUCAUUAUUUUUGAAUUGGCUAUUUUCUUCCAUAGCUGUCGAGCCCAGCAAUGCGAUCCAAAGCCUUUGAUCAUAAGGCAUGAAGGCAAAAAGGCCUGCGUGUAUCUUGACACAAAAGGCAUCAAGACCAUUGGCGUAGGAUACAACAUGCAGAACAAGGACGCACCAGAGGUUUUUAAAGAGAUUGGAGCUGAUUAUAAAAAGUUUGAAAACGGACCGGUGACCAAAUGGAAUGUUCCUUGCAACUGUUCGUCUGUUCCUUGCCUCACUGAAGAGCAAAUCGAAGAUCUGCUGGACAUCAGUUUGAAGACGGCAAUAGCAGAUGCCCGGAAGGUUAUCGCCACCUUCGACAGCCUUUGCUGUCCCGUUCAGAAUGUUAUGGUUGACAUGUCUUUCACUCUCGGUGGACCUGGUUUUGCUCAGUUCACCACGUUUGCAGCCCUUGUAAGGCGUCAGUAUUGGAAGGCAGCCGGAGAUGACCUGACGGUAUCGAAAUGGUGCAUGGAGCAGGCAACUUCCCGGUGCAUGGAAGACGCUGGUGUUGUUAGAGAGGGAUGUGGUUGCUCUGCACCGUACCCUCAACCUUGCGAUGCUCAAGGGUCAUCUUGCUGCGCAAGCGAAGCACAGCAGACAUGCUGCAAAGGUAAAACAAACUGCAGAAGUUAAGUAAAAUUAUCCUUCUACUUCCGGUUAGUUCCUUGUCUAAAGGCCUUUUUACUCCAAGUCCAUUAUCAAGUUGUGGAAUUUAGAUUACCCUCUAACUCUUUAGUGCGUGGAUAAAAUCUUUUAGUGUGACCAUUCAAAUACAACCUCUUCACCAGUUCUUUCACAUGGUACCAUUUACUUCGUAUGUAGUACUAACGUUUGAGUCUGUGGAUGAAAUCCUAUGGUGUGACCAUUCAAAUUUAUUUAGUAUGUAGUACUAACGUCUGAGUCUGUGGGUGAAAUCCUAUGGUGCAUGUAACCAUUCAAAUGAGAGCUCUUCAGCAAAACUUUUACAUGGUACUAUUUGUUUAGUAUGUAGUGCUAACGUUUGAGUCUCUGGAUGAAAUCCUGUUGUGUGACCAUUCAAAUGAUGAGUGAUCCUCUGCAGAUUUUAUUGCCACCUUUUUUAAAAGCUAGAACUUGUCUUCGCAUCAAUGGAAUUUGAAAAAUAAUGGUCCAGUUUUGUACUGUAUUUAGGCACUGGAACUGUUUCCAGUCUUCUGUUGCGACAGAUAACAAGGAUGGCAAUUGAUUGAAACUUGCAAACGUUACCGCAACUUUUCAAGUUUCAAUGCCGGCUAUGCCCGCAAUAAUCACCAGAAAAUUAUUAUGGUUAUCAAAUGUGUUUGAUAACUUAUUCACAACUCUACAGGAGCAUUUGAGUAUGGGUAAAUGCACCAAGCAAUGAUUUUAGGGACCCCUCCCCUAAGCCAACAUUAACACUUAGUUCUCACUUAGGGCAAAAUGCUGGCUUAGGGGAGGGGUAGGUGGGCAGUUUCCCAGAAACGUAAAAUGAUCCGAUUUUAGGACAGAAUUGACCUCAAACAGUAAUAGAGAACUUUAAGAUCCUACGACAGCGACGGCGGCGGAAACGUCGCUUAAAAAGUGAAAUUGCGUUCUUUCAAGUUCAGAAAGAGAAAGAAAAUUUAGCUGUCGUUUGUUUACCUCCUCCAUACAACGUGAAAUUAGGCAUUUUCCCGUCGUAAUAGUCGCACAGUGACGGCAGAUUUGUUGUUUUGCCUAUUCAACCUAUGCUUUUUUGACGUUCUCGUUGUCGUCGUCGUCGUGGCAUCUUAAAGUCGUUAACAUUCUCGUCAGAUAGGCCCUGUAAAUGAAUUGCAGUAAAGAGGACUUGGUACCAAACUGGACUGAAAAGACGAAACAAGGAACGAACGUGCGUCGGGGAGAAAGCUCACUUUCCAUCAUCCCAUUAAAAUUUUGGCUCUUUUACAGGCUGUUAUAGUCACAAAAAGCGAAAUGAGAUUCUGUUUAUUCUAAGAAAUAAAAUCUUCUUUCAUUUAUUUUUUUAAACAACCCUGCUUGUUUUUCUACAGGUACAUUGACAUUCAAGGGAAAGACGUUUGAUGAGCAACUGUGUUGCCCCUUUCCUCAAGCGAACUGCUGCGAGCACAACAAAUGCUGCAGGCAACAAUACAAAGUCUGCUGUCCACCCCCGCCAGCGGUGCCGACUUACUGCUGCCCAGCGGAUUACCCAGUGUGCACAGACGGGCAAUGCUCCAGGGCACGUGACGGUCACAUGGUCAGCGGAGAACCCGCUGUUGGAGCAUCCCCCUUGGAGUAA
Molecule: messenger RNA, 2311 nt
Organism: Porites evermanni
Lineage: Eukaryota; Metazoa; Cnidaria; Anthozoa; Scleractinia; Poritidae
Source: the annotation of a GenBank genome assembly